AUGCCUACCGUUUCUGUUAAAAAACAACAAUUGUUUGAUUUACUUGGUAAGAAUUACACCAACGAUGAAUUUGAUGAAUUAUCCUUUGAGUUUGGUAUCGAAUUAGAUGAAGAUACUACCGAAGAAGCUUUGAAACUUGGUGAAGAACCAGAGUAUAAGAUUGAAAUCGGUGCCAAUCGUUACGAUUUGCUAUGUAUUGAAGGUAUUGCGCAAUCCUUAAAUGAAUACUUAGGCCAAUCUGAAACUCCAAAGUAUAAAUUAUCUAAACCAACUACUAAAUUAAUUGUUGACAAAGAAACAGAGCUUGUCAGACCAUAUUGUGCAUCAGCUGUUCUUAGAAAUAUUAAAUUUACCAAAGAAUCUUAUGCAUCUUUCAUAGAUCUACAAGAUAAAUUACACUCUAAUUUAUGUAGAAAUAGAACAUUGGUUGCUAUGGGUACCCAUGACAUGGAUACAGUACAAGGCCCAUUUCACUAUCGUGCUUUGCCACCAAAAGAUAUCAAAUUUAUCCCAUUAAACCAAACUAAAGAAUUUCGUGCUGAUGAAUUGUUAGAAUUUUACAAGACACCAGAACAAAAGAAUAAUCUGGGUCGUUUCGUUCAUAUCCUUGAAGGUAAGCCAGUUUACCCUCUAAUUACUGAUGACAAUGAUGUUAUUUGCUCUAUGCCACCUUUAAUUAACUCUGAACAUACCAAAAUUACCUUAGAUACCAAAAAUGUCUUCAUCGAUAUUACUGCUACUGAUAGAACAAAGGCAGAGAUUGUCUUGAACAUUUUGGUUUCCAUGUUUUCUCGUUAUUGUGCCGAUCCUUUUACCAUUGAACCUGUUGAAAUUGUGUCAGAACAUAAUGGUGAAUCACGUAUGCUACCAGAUUUAACUGAAAGAAAGAUGCAGGUGUCUAUUCCAUACAUCAAUUCAUGUUUAGGCUUGGAACAAACUGCUGAAGAAAUUUCUGCUUCUUUGAAGAAGAUGUCUUUGCACUCAGUUCAGUCUAAAGAAGACAAAAAUAUGUUAGAUGUUUCUAUUCCAAUCACAAGACCAGAUAUUUUGCAUCCAUGUGAUAUUAUGGAAGAUGCUGCAGUCGGUUAUGGUUACAAUAACCUACCAAAGAGUGAAAAGAUGUCUAAUGCUAACUUUAUUUCUUCUCCUCUACCAGUUAAUAAAAUUUCUGAUAUUUUCAGAGCUGCAUCAGCUCAAGCUUCAUGGUUAGAAGUUAUGCCAUUAACUUUAUGUUCUCAUGAUGAAAAUUUCAAGUUUUUAAGAGUUGAAGAUGACAAUACUAAUGCUGUCAAAUUAGCCAACCCUAAAACUUUGGAGUAUCAAGUUGUCAGAACCACUUUAUUACCCGGUAUUUUAAAAACCGUUAAAGAAAAUAGAAAACACACUUUACCAAUUAAAGUUUUUGAAACUGGUGAUGUAGUUUUUAAGAAUGAAAAAUUAGAGAGAAAGGCUUACAAUGAACGUCAUUGGGCUGCCAUUUAUGCUGGUAAGACAUCUGGUUUCGAAAUUAUUCAAGGUCUAUUGGCAAAAGUCAUGCAAACUUUCAGAACUCAGUGGCUUCCAGAUUUUGGUGCUGGAUCAACUGGAAGAGGUUACUGGAUCGAAGAAGAUGAAUCACUAACUACUUACUUCCCAGGUAGAGGUGCCAAGGUUAUGUUUAGAUCAAAAGAAGGCGAAAAGUCCAUUGCAAUCGGAUCUUUAGGUGUAUUACAUCCUGAAGUUAUGAAGAACUUUGAUGUCCCUUAUGCUGGCUCCUUUGUUGAAUUGAAUACUGAAGUUUUUUUGUAA
Henningerozyma blattae CBS 6284 is the source of this 1788-nucleotide messenger RNA. RefSeq names its product phenylalanine--tRNA ligase subunit beta (gene FRS1). Gene Ontology annotation, biological process: phenylalanyl-tRNA aminoacylation. Gene Ontology annotation, cellular component: phenylalanine-tRNA ligase complex; cytoplasm. The coding region runs from base 1 to 1788 and encodes 595 amino acids. Gene Ontology annotation, molecular function: ATP binding; phenylalanine-tRNA ligase activity; magnesium ion binding. NCBI's taxonomy places the organism in Eukaryota, Fungi, Ascomycota, Saccharomycetes, Saccharomycetales, Saccharomycetaceae. The record is from RefSeq and is a predicted model, not a curated record. The transcript has a single exon.